AUGGGAAAACUUCAUUCCUUUCUUCUUCUCUUAUUCUCACUUCAAUGUUGCUCCAUAGCCUCCUUUGCUUGGAGUGAGACAAACAUCAUUUCUGACAAAUAUGAACUUCUUGCUCUUAAAACCUUUGUCACUUCAGAUCCAUACAAUAUCUUAGCCAAUUGGUCUGUCUCUUUUUCUCCAUGUAAAUGGGUUGGUGUCACUUGUGAUAUUCACACUGAAAGAGUCAAUUCCUUGAAUCUUAGUGAUAUGGGUCUGACGAGCAUCUUAUCUCCACGGUUGGGAAAUCUCUCAUUUCUUAGUGAACUUGAUCUUAGUAACAACAAUUUUCAUGGCCAAACACCAAAUGAGUUUGUUCAACUCCGAAUCAUUCCAGUUGAGAUUCGAAGACUCGAGCAUUUGAAGAUUUUACAACUGGGAGCUAACAAGCUUUCAGGAAUCGUUCCUCAAAGAAUUUCCAAUUUAUCAUCACAUGAAAUAUUGAAUUUGUCUAACAACACUUUAUCAGGAAGCAUUCCAUAUCUGGUUGGUUAUCUUCCACAGCUAAAGAAAUUGUACCUUGAACGAAAUCUUCUUGUUGGUUCUGUACCAUCUUUAUUUAAUAGUUCAAUGCUACAACACAUUGCAACGGGAACAAAUCAAUUAUCCGGCAGUCUUCCAACAAAUGAGUGCUUUGGCCUACCAAAGCUUGAGACUUUUCUUGUGGAGGAGAAUUAUUUAUCUGGCAAAAUGCCCUCUAUUUGGCAUCAGUGCAAAGAAUUGACAAAGAUAUCAUUAUCUGAUAAUAGAUUCAACAGAGGAUACAUACCAAGUGACAUUGGAAAUUUGACCAACCUCCGACUUUUACAUCUUUCAAAAACAACUUGGAAGGUAUAA
This is a messenger RNA of Prosopis cineraria, 873 nucleotides long. Its product is annotated as receptor kinase-like protein Xa21. The coding region runs from base 1 to 873 and encodes 290 amino acids. Lineage: Eukaryota; Viridiplantae; Streptophyta; Magnoliopsida; Fabales; Fabaceae. The transcript is spliced from 3 exons. Gene Ontology annotation, molecular function: protein binding. The record is from RefSeq and is a predicted model, not a curated record.